Molecule: messenger RNA, 3964 nt
Organism: Podarcis lilfordi (Lilford's wall lizard)
Lineage: Eukaryota; Metazoa; Chordata; Lepidosauria; Squamata; Lacertidae
Source: the annotation of a GenBank genome assembly
GAAUUCUGGGAGCUGUAGUUUGUUGGGAGUGGUUAACCGUUAAGAUAUCCAAUUCCCUUCACAAAGCUACAAUUCCCAGUGUUUCCUGGGAAGAGGGAUGACUGAGUGUUAAAUCACUCUAGGAAUUGUAGCGGCGGAAGGGAAACAGCCUUGGCCCAGUAUACCUGAAGGAGCAUCUCCACCCCCAUCGUUCUGCCCGGACACUGAGGUCCAGCGCCGAGGGCCUUCUGGCAGUUUCCUCCCUGCGAGAAGCGAGGUUACAGGGAAUCAGGCAGAGGGCCUUCUCGGUGGUGGUGCCUGCCCUGUGGAAUGCCGUCCCAUCAGAUGUCAAGGAAAUAAAAAACUAUCUGACUUUUAGAAGACAUCUGAAGGCAGCCCUGUUUAGGGAAGUUUUUAAUGUUUGAUGUUUUAUCGUGGUUUUAAUAUUCUGUUGUAAGCCACCCAGAGUAACUGGGGAAACCCAGCCAGAUGGGCAGUAUAUAAAUAAAUUGUUGUUGUUCACUGGGGGAGGUCAUUCCUAUGGAGAGGCCAAAGGUCCCCACUCCUCUGUUAAUCCAUGCUUGUUUUUAUUAUUAUCAAUAAUAAUAGUAAUAAUGAAUUUUACAUCAGCCAACUUGCAGUAGUAGUGCUGAACCAACCCAUUUGCUGCAUUGUACGUUAUGCUUCUUUGCCACUUCAGGGGCUGCUGCUGUCGGGAGGCACGGCUUUAAAUUGCACUCCGGCCACAGGGAUGACAUUGGGGGCUGGACGGAUGCGGGUGGGCUCAGAGGCUAAAGAGGAGGCGGAGGACCAGGGCUGCGCCAGCAUCCUAGGUGAGGUUUUAAUUGUGCCAAUAUGCCUUGAUCAAAAGAGUCUGGGGCCGUGUAGUCUGGCUGUCAGGGACUGGACAUCAGAGGAGGAAUUGUGGAGAUCGUCCCCUCCCCCUUCUCCUGCACUUCCCAGAGAAGAGUGAGACUAUAGAUUUAGAACAGUGGUUUGCAGAAGGUCACAGUUCAGAGGCUGAAGAGGGGAGAAGCUGGGAAAUAUUGGGAGAGGAGCAGGAGGAAGAAGACAGGGGAGAGACAGCUGACAGACUCAGUGUCUUUGGAAAGCAUUCCUGACCUCCACUCUCCCAGGACCCGGCAUGCAUUGAGACUAGUAGAACAGAAAGCUCAAAGGCAGAAAGCACAGAUCAGCCAACGCAGGGAUGACAUAUAAUAGGAGAGACGGAAAGGGUGGGGACUUUACUACGUCUCUCUCUGCGAAUAUUGAAUAAAAUACCUUUGUAAGAGAUUUUUGCUUUUUCCAUUACUGGCAGCCUGCCAUGAGGCAGGGGGAUCGGACUCCCUGGCGCUCCGUUAUCACAACAAACACAAACCUGUGUCGCAAAAUGUUGCAUUUUUGUAGAUUGCUCUAUUAUCACAGCAGCCAGACAAACGCCGAAAUGGGAAGCCCCCCAGCAGGACCUAAAUGCAACAGCCCUCUCCACCCAUGUGAUACUAUCAUACUGCCUCUGACAGUGGAGGGGCAGCAUCUCCCACCGUAGGGUGGUAGGGGGGUGUCACGAGGGAGCCGGUAGACAGAGGGAGGGAGUCGGACUCCUGGAAUGGAUUAAAUUCGAAAACCAAGGUACAACCGUACACGGAGACCAUGGAUUGCACUCCCUCAAGCUUGAGCUGCUGCCAUGAGUGCCCACCCCUCUCCCCUAGUGCCGACCUCCUACCUCCCAGCUCCCUUCUGCUGCCUACGGUGGCUGCCAGGGAAAUAUUUCUAUCUCUGUUUGGCUUUCUGCUCUGAGACACGAAGGGAGAGUCUGGUUCUAGGAGGAGGAGGAAUCUCUACCGGGCUUUCAAGUGACAUGCUGCCAACUGGCUGUUGUACUGUUUCUACCCCUUCUGACUGUUCAGGACAACUGGAGUAUCUGCUAGCUUGCUCCUGUUCCUCAUGCUCCAAUAUCUCCCAGCUCUUUUCUUCUUCUUCUUCUGGGGGGUGCCCUGUUCACCACCACCACAAACCCAGGUCCAUGAUCUCUUCAUCUGCCUCCUGCCCAGAAGCCUCCACCACUCCUCCUCAUCUGGCCAGUUCCUGACAGGGUGGGAGCAAGGAAGGGUGAUUGUUUUGUUUUUCUCCCUGUUUUUAUUGUGUAUCUUGUACAUUUAUGUUGUAAACUUCCCUGAGAUCUCUCUCAGCUUGGUUAAAUUUUGUGUUUUACAAUUUAGAACAUUCAUUUAAAAAACCUUAAAAUGUCAAUGACUUCCCUUCUUCUCAUUCCAUGGUUCAUUUUGCAUAGCAUAAGUCCCUGAAUACUUUACAUAAACUAAACCAUUCAGUAUUCCAUUAUUACAUCCAUCAAAACUUGUUUACACUAUAGAAUUUAUCUGAAUGCUGCUGCUGUAGUCGCAUACAUGAAUAAGUUUCUAUACAGUUUUGGUAGCUCUGUCCCUUUAAUUCCCAAGAGAAAAGCUUAUGGGUCGUUGUUUUUUUACAAAUGUUAUUUUAAACAUCCUUUUCAUUUCAUUAUAUAUCGUUUCCCAGUAAGCCUUAAACUUACUACAAGACCACCACAUAUGAUAAAAAGAACCUUCUUUUUCUUUCCAUUUCCAACACUUAUUUGAUUUAAAUUUAUACAAUUUUGCCAGUUUAUUCGGUAUUAGAUACUAUCAGUAUAUCAUUUUCAUAUAAUAUUCUGUGAAACCGUAACAUGCUGUAAAUUUUAUAUCCAUAUUCCGCAAUUGUUCCCAUGCUUCCAUGUCUAUAUUAUAGACAUGCAAGAGAGGGUCUUCUUGCUUCUUGUUUCACUUGUUCCAUAUAGCAAAGAUGUCUAGCAUGAAGAAGUCCUUCCUAAAUUCCUUGACAGCACUGGUUUUUAUUAUUAUGGAGGGGGUAGGCCUUCUGUUUGUAAAACAACAACAACAUGCAUGUCCUCUUUGUCACCAAAAAUUCCUCAAACAUUGAAGUUUUUCCUUGUAGGGGAAAUGCUUCGAUUCCCUGUACUUUUCCCAGCUCUGCAAUAUACCCUUUUUGAGAUUGAGGGACCAAAACCGUAGAUGGAACUCCAAAUGCAUCUGCAGCAGAUGGAAGUUCUGAAUAUUUUGUUUCUGCAGGUGAUGGACGGGUGACUGAGAACAAGGAGGAGACGCCUCUGACAGAAAAUCCCCAUCGUUUGCAGCCUCCAAGCCAAAAAGGUGGGCCCCCUGAGAGGCAAAGGGGAAAUCCUCUGGGAGGGAGAGCUGCAGAUUCUGUCCUUUAUGCCAGAAGGAAGGAGGCGUUGGAGAAAAUCAUUCACAAAGACGAUAAACGACACAAGUAUGCCGUGUGCGGACGAGGGUUCGGUCGGCCCACGGGUCUCACCGCACAUCAGCGGAUCCACACGGGCGAGAAACCCCACAAGUGCGUGGAGUGUGGGAAAAGCUUCAGUUUGAAGUCGACCCUCGUGGCCCACGCAAGGACCCACACGGGCGAGAAGCCGUACACCUGCACGCACUGCGGGAAAAGCUUCGCCGUGAGCUCGGACCUCACUCGACACUACCGGACCCACACGGGAGAGAAACCCUACAAGUGCUCGGAGUGCGGGAAGUGCUUCCGGCAGAGCUCCUCGUUCAGCAGCCACCUGAGGAUCCACACGGGAGAACGGCCGUUCCGGUGUUCGUGCUGCGGGAAGAGUUUCGCCAUGUGCUCGGACCUCACCAAACAUUACCGGACCCACACCGGAGAGAAGCCGUACAAAUGCUCAGACUGCGGGCGCCGGUUCCGGCAACACCUCUUUCGCCAACCACUUGAAAAGCCACCGCGGAGAGCUGCCUUUCAAAUGCUCCGACUGCGGGAAGUCCUUCAGCGUGAGCACGUUCCUGAUCAGACACGAGAGAAUCCACGCGGGGGAAAAGCCGUACCGGUGUUCGGAUUGCGGGAAGAGCUUCGGGCACAACUCUCAGCUCAUUUCGCACUGGCGCAUUCACAUGGGAGAGAAGCCGUACAAGUGCCCUGA